Messenger RNA from Sporisorium graminicola, 1194 nucleotides. RefSeq lists its product as uncharacterized. Gene Ontology annotation, molecular function: peroxidase activity; heme binding. The coding region runs from base 1 to 1194 and encodes 397 amino acids. Lineage: Eukaryota; Fungi; Basidiomycota; Ustilaginomycetes; Ustilaginales; Ustilaginaceae. The record is from RefSeq and is a predicted model, not a curated record. Gene Ontology annotation, biological process: hydrogen peroxide catabolic process; response to reactive oxygen species; cellular response to oxidative stress. The transcript has a single exon.
AUGGCUUCCCUUCGCACCGGUCUCCGCGUUGCGCAGCCCCUGCGCGCCGGCGCUCGCAACUUUGCUCGUCCCUCGAUUCGCUCAAGCGUUCGCCACUACAGCAGCCCUGCUCCUGGUUCGCCCCCUCCUCCGCAGCCCUCGUCGAGCUCGUCGACUAGCAAGGUCUUGCUCACAUCGGUGGCCAUCGCUGCUGCCGCCGGUGGUGCCUUCCUCGCCUUUGGCCAGGAUGGCAAGAAGUCAAUCCUUGGUGUCGGUCCGGAGGGCGCCAACAAGCUGCAGGGCCCCAAGGGCUCGGUAGGAGGCCCCACCACCAGCGCCCACUCCAAGGCGGACUACCAGGCUGUCUACAAUGCCAUCGCUGAGGAGCUCGAGUCAAACCCCGAGUACGACGACGGCUCGUACGGCCCCGUGCUCGUGCGUCUCGCAUGGCACGCUUCGGGCACCUACGACAAGCACAGCAACACGGGCGGCUCGAACGGUGCCACGAUGCGCUUCGCUCCCGAGUCGGAGCACGGUGCCAACGCCGGUCUGGGUGUUGCGCGCGACUUUAUGGAGAAGAUCCACAAGAAGUUCCCCUGGAUCACCUACUCUGAUCUGUGGACGCUGGGCGGUGUCACUGCCAUCCAGGAAAUGGGCGGUCCCAAGAUCCCCUGGCGCCCUGGCCGCAAGGACGCCACUGCCGACAAGUGCACUCCCGAUGGCCGACUGCCCGACGGUGACAAGGGCCAGGACCACCUGCGCUACAUCUUCUACAAGAUGGGCUUCAACGACCAGGAGAUCGUCGCUCUCUCGGGUGCCCACGCGCUUGGCCGAUGCCACGCGGACCGAUCCGGUUUCGACGGCCCCUGGACGUUUGCUCCCACCUCGUUCACCAACGAGUACUUCAACCUGCUCAUGAACGAAAAGUGGAACCUGCGGAAGUGGAACGGUCCCCCCCAGUUCGAGGACAAGUCGACCAAGAGCCUCAUGAUGCUCAUGACCGACAUGGCCCUGGUCCAGGACCCUUCGUUCAAGAAGCACGUUCAGCGCUACGCGAAGAGCGAGGAUGAGUUCUUCAACGACUUCCGCGGUGCUUUCGCCAAGCUUCUCGAGCUCGGUGUUCCCGCCGAGAACUUCAAGCUCUUCGAGACCAAACUCGACGGUGGCAAGCCCUUCGAGUUUGCUACCUCUGCCGAGCAGGAGAACGCCAACUAA